Messenger RNA from Closterium sp. NIES-65, 2733 nucleotides. Lineage: Eukaryota; Viridiplantae; Streptophyta; Zygnematophyceae; Desmidiales; Closteriaceae. The record is from the annotation of a GenBank genome assembly.
AUGCCACUAACGAGUCCGAUCAUUGACUUGACGCUAGAGGGGAGCGACACGUCUGACGUAGAGCAUGCACGGGCUGACGUUAGCGCCGCCAGAGCUGACUUGGAGAACACUGGGGCUGACGUAAGCGAUACAAGGACGGGCGUGGAGGAGUCUAGAGUCCCCAUGAACAUGGAAAGUACAAGGGCUGAUGGCGUGGAGCAGUCAACGGCUGACGUGGAAACGACAUCGGCUGACGUGGAACAGUCAACGGCGGACGUGGAAGCGAAGAGAGCCAAGGUGGACGAGGCAAGGACAGACGAGCAGGCCAGAGGGGGCGGGGAGGCUAUGAGUGGUGUAGGGGCGGAGACACGGGAUGAGCGCGAGGAGCGAGCAGGUGAGGCGACGGCAGGCAAGACAACGUCAGGUGGUGAAAUGGCAAUGGGGGCUGCGGAGUACGCUGGGGCGAGGGAAGGGGAGAGGGGAGCGGAUGGGGCGGAGAAGAUUGGCAAAGGGAGGAGAAAGAAAGGACGCCGAGAGGGGAGAGGAGAGGAGGAGGGGACGAUGACAGUGGCAGGCGAGGGACAGGCGGAGGCGUUGGAGGGCGGGCAGAAUGAAAACCAGGAGGACGGGCAGGAGAGGAAAAAGAAAAGGAAGAAGAAGUGGAAGGGCAAGGGAGCAGAAGGAGCAACGGGCGAUGGCGCAGCAGCGAAUCAACUGCAGGGCGACCAGUCGGAACCCCAAGAGAAGGCCCAGUCAGAGCCUCAGUGGAAAUCGGAAGCAGCAGGCGAGGCAGGGGGGGACGCAGGCGGGGAGAGCGUGGAGAUGCGGCGGCUGCUACGGCUGCCACGUUACUUCACACCGGCCGAGGGGCAGCACCAGUGCUACCUCUGUGGCCUCGUGCUCGCCGGGCCCCUUCCCCACGUCUGCCAGGGCGUGCAGCAGGGGGACGGGGGUGAAGGGGGAACUGGGGGAAGGGCGGGGGAGGGCGAGGGCGAGGGGAGGGUGUGCUGCGUGUGUGGGGGGUUGGGGCAUUCGGAGCGGCGGUGCCCCGAGAGGGUGAUGUGUGUGCGCUGUGGGCAGCCGGGCCACGUGGUCAGGCACUGCCCCUCCCGCACGUGGACCCGGGCGCAGGGGGCGGCUGGUGAUGGCGGGCGCAAGGGCGCUCACGGUGGCCGUGGUGCUGCUGGUGGUGGGGGUGGGGAUAGUACCGUUGCUGCUACUGGCGAUGGUGGCACUGCUGCUGCGGGCGGAGAGAAAAAGGCUGAGGUUGAUGAGGGGGCGAAGGCGGAGGGGGAGGGGGCGCAGAGGGGAGGGAGGGAAGGGGGGGCAGCGGAGUGCAUGCGGUGUGGUGGGGAGGGGCACGUGUUUGGGGAGUGCUGGCAGCCGUAUGACCCCGCUGACCUGGCGAGGGUGCAGUGCCACGUGUGCCUGCAGUGGGGCCACCUGGCGUGCGCUGACCUGGCAGACCCGCCGCCCAAGCCGUCGUGCUGCUGCUGUGGCGCCAGGGGACACCACGGCGAGGUGAGCGGCAGCAUGAAGGAGUGCCCCUCUGCUCGCCAUUUCAACUCCUUCAACUUUGCUUCACACAGCCCCGCCACCAGAUACAAGACAGCAGGUGCCGAUUCGCCUGCUGCUCACCUGAGGGCAGCGGGUGCGGGCAGGGGGGCGGAGGGGCGGCGGUGCUUCCGGUGUGGCGAGGCGGGGCAUUUGAUUAAGGACUGCCCCAAGACGUUUCGCAGGGGGCGGGGCACGCAGGAGGAUGAGGGGGAGGAGGGAAGUGGAGACGCAGAGGGGGGUGGGGGAGAUGGGGGGAUUUGGGGGAGGGGAGGGAAGAAGCGCUUUGUUAAGGCUCAGCUGAGUAGUGAUGAUGAAGAGGAAGAGAUGGAUGGUGGUGGUGGUGGUGGUGGUGGUGGUGACGGGGAUGACACGAGGUUUGUGGGGUAUGAUGACAGUGAUGAUAGCGGGGAGGAUCGUAUCAAGGAUAGUAUCAUGAUUGCCGCCCGCUUUGACACCGGGAGAGGCGGCAAACGGCAGCAGGGGCAGAGAGGGCUGUGGGGGCGGAAGGGGCAGCAGGGGCAGAGAGCGCAGCACAAGCGGUUCUGGGACAGUGAUGAUGGUAGCCACGGCAAUGGCAACCCCGGUGGCCAUGAGUAUGAGGAGGAGGACGAGGAGGGUGGGUGGAGGAAUGUGAGGGUGGCAGGGCAGGUGGAGAGGAAGAGACGUGGGGGUUGGGAGGAGGAGGGGGAUGACGGUGCUGGGCGGGGUGGGAAGAGAGGGAAGCGGCAGCAAUUUGAGGGGGGUAGGUCUGCUUGGGAUGAGGACGAGGAGGAGGAGGAGCUUUGGGGAGGAGGAGGGGGGAGGAGGGGGGGCAGAGCGAGCAACGGGAAUUUCGGGGAGGAUGGAAAGGGUUGGGGGGGUGAGAGGGAGAGAAAUGCAGAGGGGUGGAGUGGAGCGAAAAAGGGGAGGUGGCACAAGGGUGGUGGCGAGGCGAGGGCUGCAUGGGAGAUGGGGACAGGGGGCAAGCAGGGAGGCUCACAGGGGAAGGGCGGAGGGAGCAAGAAGGAGAAGGGGGCAGGAAAGGGAGGGUGGGCGGGCAGCAAGCACUUGAGCGGUCAGAAGAGGAAGCGCAACGAGGGGAAGAAGGGUGGCAACGAGGGGAAGAAGGGUGGCAACGAGGGGAAGAAGGGUGGCAACGAGGGGAAGAAGGGUGGCAACGAGGGGAAGAAGGGUGGCAAGCCCAGGUGGACGGGAUGA